Messenger RNA from Sinocyclocheilus grahami, 3689 nucleotides. RefSeq names its product potassium channel subfamily K member 5-like. The record is from RefSeq and is a predicted model, not a curated record. Gene Ontology annotation, biological process: stabilization of membrane potential; potassium ion transmembrane transport. Gene Ontology annotation, cellular component: plasma membrane. Lineage: Eukaryota; Metazoa; Chordata; Actinopteri; Cypriniformes; Cyprinidae. Gene Ontology annotation, molecular function: outward rectifier potassium channel activity; potassium ion leak channel activity. The transcript is spliced from 5 exons. Bases 290 to 1849 code for a protein of 519 amino acids.
GUCAAGAGUUUCAUCAGAGCACUACACUAGCAAUGCGAGUGGCGCACGUGGACCGCAAACUCUCCCGGCGACUUAAAAUAAAAAAUUGUUAAAUGACAUUUGAUUUGCUGGAUAUACCGUUUCACACAGUUUACAAUUAUGUUUCGUUAGUCUUGUGUUUAUUCCGAACAAGAAACUGUGCCGUAUGACGCUGUAAAUUUGAGCUCACGCUAAAUUAAUUAAUAGUGAGAAUGUGGGAGCUGUCAGAGUAGUUUUUUUUAAGAGUCACUCCACAUUAUUUGACCUCAUUAUGGUGGACAAGGGUCCCCUUCUGACUUCGGCUAUCAUUUUUUACCUGUCCAUUGGGGCAGCAAUAUUCCAAGUCAUCGAGGAACCGAACUGGGAGAUCGCAGUAAAGAAUUAUAAAGCAGAAAAGGAGAAAAUAUUGAAACAAUUCCCAUGUCUUACAAAGGCUGACCUGGACCACAUUCUAGAGGUGGUGUCUGAUGCUGCAGGACAAGGCAUCACCAUAACAGGAGACAAAACCUUCAACAACUGGAAUUGGCCCAAUGCUGUCAUCUUUGCAGCUACAGUUAUUACAACUAUAGGUUAUGGAAAUAUUGCUCCCAAAACACCUUCAGGGAGGGUUUUCUGUAUUUUUUAUGGUCUUUUUGGAGUGCCACUGUGUUUCACAUGGAUCAGUGAACUUGGAAAGUUUUUUGGUGGAAGAGCUAAACACCUUGGGCAAUAUCUUACUAAGAAAGGGGUAACAUUGCGGAAAACACAGUUCACCUGCACAGCUGUCUUUCUGUUAUGGGGUGUGUUGGUGCAUUUGGUGAUUCCUCCAUUUGUAUUCAUGUCUCAAGAAGGCUGGACCUAUAUUGAGGGCUUGUAUUUUUCUUUUGUCACUUUGACAACUAUUGGAUUUGGUGAUCUUGUAGCAGGUGUUGACCCCAAUGCUGACUACCCUACUCUGUAUCGGUACUUUGUAGAGGUCUGGAUUUAUCUUGGUCUGGCAUGGCUCUCUUUGUUUUUCAACUGGAAGGUGCGCAUGGUUGUGGAGGCUCACAAAGCUCUAAAGAAGCGCCGUAAAAGGCGCAAACUUUCUCUGGAUGAGUUACAGCACAUCAAGGAAAGUCACAAGACCCUACAUCUGCCACCAACUCCCAAUAAUGCCAACAUCUUUAGCUUCCUGUCCAAGAGAAAAGAAUGUUAUAAUGACUUAAUCAAGCAGAUAGGUGCCGAGAAGGAAGGAGAAGAUCAACGUGUCAGCUUAGUCACCGGCAGCAAGAAUAAAGCACCAAACCACUCGAAGGGCUGCAGUGAUAGUCUUUCCAUUAAUGGAAAUUCCAUUCUCAGUCUAGACCGCUCACCUCGACAGAAGCGCCGCUAUAGCUUCAGUGACAGAGUUACUGUAGCUCUCUCAAAAUCCAAGAGCUACCUUCUUAGCCAAGAGGAAUGUCUUCUCAUGAAUGAAAUGCAUGGGGAAGGAGAAACAGACACCGACCUAGACUGUAUAAGAAUGUAUGAGAAUCAGUUGGACAAGGAGGCAGGAGAGAACCAUAAAGGUCUCAAACCUAAAGGCUGCAGCGAUGGCCGGAUCACAUGGGACUCCAAAAGUUACCAGACCCUCAUGUUUCCCAAUGCCAACAUUACCUUCAUUGAUGAAGAGAAUUUGCUAAUCAACAACUUGGAGGAUGAUGAUAAUGAAUUUAUGCCUAAGUUCUCAACUGCUGAUGAGACGGAUUUCAAAAAGGGACAGGGCUCAGAAUCGGAGACCUCCGUAUUCACCACAGAAGGGUUGGACCAUGGCCACUCUUAUGAACAGCUGGUGGAAGAGUAUUCCAAAGAGGACAACAAUGACAUUUGAUUCUGUCUCCUUUCUUCCUUUCUUAAAACUCUAAAGUUUUUCUUUCAUGAAAAACCUGAAAUGAUGGUGAAAAUUAUAAAAAAUAUAAGGUUUUACUCACACCCCAUUUACACUUUUCAAAUGGGAUUUUACAUAUCUAUAUCUACAUAUCUAUAUCUACAUAUAUUAUUGUUUUGUUUUGAUUGUUUUGCAAGUGAUCCAACAGGUGUGUCUUAACUGCAGGGUUUAAUAUUCACUAUGACCUGGAUCACUAACAAUGCAUGUUCGCUGCAUGUUUUUUUUCCCCACCAUAUUGGUGGAAUUUUUUUUCUUUCUUUUUUAGAUAAAGAAAGAGAAAAAACUAUCAACCUGUCGAAGCUUAAUCCUUAUUGGAUGUUGAAACUAUUUUUAUUGUCUUCCACUUUAGCCCAAGGUUUUCUAUUGGGUAACCAUGUUGACCUGCUAGGUUUUAACUUGAGAUUUGUUUUAAAUGGUAUGUCAUGAUUUGACUUUUUAACACUAUGAUUUUUAUUCCAAGUCUUUUAUUGAUGCAGGCAUUAUUUUUAUGUUCCUAAAAUGUGUUAACUCCUAACUGUCAAUAAGAUAAUAAUCCACACUGAAAAACUCUAUGGGCCUUGCUCUGUGUCCCUGUCAAGUCAAGAAGACAGUAUUUGAAUAGGCCCAAGAUAACAGGAAAUUAUUGCAGUGGUAGUUUUACUAACAUAAUAAUGACCGUUUUGGUGUCAGACUCACGUGUUGACAUUAUGCUGGUUCCAUGUUGACAUAAAACCAACAUACAAAAUAACCAUUAUAAUACUCCAAGGGAUUCAAAAAUAAAAAUUGUAGUUGUGGUUUUCUCACAUGAUUCUCUUGCAUCAUGAUACUGAAUGCCCCUUGUGUGUAGAGAGUUGCAUCCUGAGUCAUCCUGUUGCAGAUGUAAAUUUGUGUUUUUAGACCGAUCUCCCUUAAUAAUCUUUUGGAUUCAUUCUUUCUUUCUGUCUUUUUCUUUCUGUCUUUCUUUUGUUUUUGUUUUAAUAAAAGUUGAUUGAACUUACGUAUGCACUCUAAUUUGCUACUGUAUGUCUCUAAUAUUCAUUGGUGUGUGCAUCACGUAAAUACAUUUUGCUCCAAUUUACCUUUCAUCUAAUGAGCUUUAGUGUUGUCUUUUGUUCAGUCACUCUCCAAUGUACUCUUGACCAAGUAGUAGGCUCCUUGUUGUGAGCCUGUGUUAUUGAUCUGUGCUACAUUUUAUUGAAUGUUACAUUUCAGUUGAACUUUUGGUGUGUCAUUCUCAAUUGUGUGCAAAGAGGGUUUUCACCAGCUCAAACUUUGAACAAAAAAAAAAGCGGUCCACCCCCCUUUUCCCGAUUACGCUUCUUCAGAGAUCUCUUUAAUUCUCUUGAGAGAACAAUGUGUUUCUUAGGUAAACAUCUGAAAAUGGCCUGUCAGCAGCUGCCACUGUUAAUAUUUUUCUUGUAGUCUCUUUCAAUUAGCUAUGAGCUAAAAUGUCAGAAAUGAUUAAAACCAGAAUUUAUAUUACUAGCCAAGCUUAACUGACCUUAGGUUAACCUGUCAAGUCAUGGUUUUGUUCAUGUUGCAAACUUUCGUCCCGUUCUUUUGAAAAGAAAGCAUAAGCAUUUUACCUAAAUGAUGUGAAGGGUAGAGUGGUUUUGAUCGUUUUCUUCACAUUGUGUUUUAAAUAUCCUGUACUUUGUAAUGAUGUAUUUCCAUAUGUAUUUUAAUUAUUUUCUGUGUUGAGUUAUUUUAGUGCUGUUUUACUCUGUUCAGAUGAUCACUGCAUGGACUUGAAUGUUGGGAUGAAUUAACAUUUUCCUUUUGAAAUAAACAAGUAGAAUUCCUG